This is a messenger RNA of Ectocarpus sp. CCAP 1310/34, 1760 nucleotides long. The record is from the annotation of a GenBank genome assembly. NCBI's taxonomy places the organism in Eukaryota, Phaeophyceae, Ectocarpales, Ectocarpaceae.
AUGAUUGUGCUCAUGCUCGCUUUUCAACGCCGCGCCAAUGCCACGGCUCAGAUCGAAACUGAAGAAGCGAUUCAGGCCCAGCGAAAACAGCAAGUGGCGAUGGAGCGCAGAAAGGAACGCAUGUCGCAACAAAAUCAAAGCAUUGCCGAGGAGCUGCAGAAACGGAGGGCCGCAAAGACUAGGGAAGAGGUGGAGAUUCAGCGGAUUUGCCAAGAGAGCGAAGAACUGAAGGCCCUUGAACAGCGCCUCAAAGUGGCCUAUGUGAACAAGGAACGAGCAGCGCAGUACGAGGAGAAUCGAUUCCUGCGUCAGGUGGAGAACGACAAAGAGCAGGCCAUAGCCGAUCAGAUGGAACACGACCGGCAGAUGGCUCUAAAAAUGGAGGCAGACAAGGUAGCAGCUAGGAAGAAGCUACUCGAGGUACAAAGGGGUGCCCUGCAUGCGCAAAUGCAAGAGAGGGAGAGCCUCAAGCGUGAGGCGAUGAUGGAAGCGGAUCGUGAUCGCGAAAUGGUGGAUGUGAUUGUCAAGAAAAUCGAAGCCGAGGAAAGGGCAGAACAAGAGCAGUACCUCAAGACUAGGGAAGAAACCCGACGCACUGUACAAGAGGCGGAGAGGCGACGGGCUACCGAACUCGCCAAUCGCGCCAGGCAGGAGAAGGAAGAGAAGGAAAACAUACGGAAAUACAUGGAGAUGGUCGCCCAGCGUGAGGCUAAAGCGGAGGAGGAGAGACUGCGCAAGAAGGUAGCCGCCGACGCAGCGUUCAAGGCUGUUGUAGAACAGACGGAGAAGCAAACCAACGAGGAGGAUGAGCUGCGAAUGCUGAGAGACAUGCUAUGGGAGGAGGAGUUGGAAGCCAAGCGCAUCCAGGACGACGAAGAUCGCAAGCGGAAGGCGGCCGAGAGCAAGCUGGCCAUGAUGGAGGCGAAUGAGGAACAGCUCAGGCAGAGACAGGAGCGGCGCGCGGCCGAAAAGGAAGAAGAGAACCGCCUCAUUCAGAUCAUGUUGAACAAAUUCAAGGAGGAUGAGGAACGGGAAAAGCGGGAAGAAGAGCUACGCGAACGCAUGAAGAAGGAGCACAAGAAGAACAUCGAGGAUCAAAGAGAGGAACGCGCCGUCCUAUACGAAAAGGAGAAGGAAUUCGAGAUGAAGGACGCUCACGCCGAGAGGGAACGAGAGCUCUAUCGCCAACGCGUGGUGAAAGAGGCUCGUCGCCGGCUCCUCGAGCAACACGGAGCAGCUGUCGAGGGGUAUUUGCCCAAAGGAGCAUUGAAGUCCAGAGAUGAGCUUCAGUUGGUUCGUGAUCUCAGCAACAAGAGGGCCGACGGUGGUGCGCUGGGCCGGUAUUUGUCUUGCCCGUUCCCCGGCACUGCCGGCGACGGCCGGUGAUUUUGCGCAAUGGUGAUGAGCUCUUCGAUCGAGAAGUAGGGGACACUGCGUACCAUUUCGCCUGCACAUCUUCCAGGCGCUUGCCUUGUUGCGAUGUGAUUAUUGCUGACCAUCGUGUGGGAGGGAAACGAUUCGGAUUUUCAGAAUCACGUAGGUUCGGUUAAUUAUUUGGAUACAACACUCCGUGGUAUUCCCUUGCAUGUACUGGGUAGUCUUACCCUGUACAUCGCUCACGGGAAGACGGUAUAAUUCUGCGCUGCAAUAUGCCGUAUAUAUGUGAUUGCACUCAACAAACAAUAUUCGUCGAUAGUGAUGUCGACGUUUUUUUGUCUUGUUUGUUUUUCGCGAACAGGUUCUUUGAAAGCUUGUUCCCU